UUGUACUUAUGAAAUAACAUCAUUCUAACGCAUUGUUACGAACACAUUGUAAUAAGAUUAAUUAAUUAUACUUCUUUUUUAAGCCAUCAUGCAAAAAAAAUUACUGUAUGUGUCGAUAUAUAUUAAAUUUUUAUUAAUAUUUUCAACGUUCACGCAUGCGAAAGAGCAAACUUCAAAAUUUAAAGGGCUACCAACUAAAUACGAUCUGAUAAAAAGAGCAACGUUCGACUUAAAACCAAAUGAAGAAUUAUAUACGCACUUUAAAAAAUCGCUUGUAAACCAUGUACAAAAGCAUAAAGAAGUUAUAAAAAUAUUAGAAGAUAUUGAUACAUAUGAACGUAGAUAUAAAAUGAUUCAGCAAUUUACUAUAGAUACAAUUGACAUUAUUGAACGUAAAACAACAAUGCUAGAGAAUACCAUAUCAAAUUUUACCAUGGAAAUUAACUCAAAUGAUGAUAUAAUAGAAGCCUUGUUUUUUAUAUUGGAACAAACAGCUUUUUUUGGAAAUGUUGUUCUUAAUUCUCCGGAAAUUACUCGUAAAAUAUUAAAAAGUCAAAAUAUAUGGAAAGAAAUAAUAAUUUGGUCUUUUAAUUUUGCUAAUAAAAUGCAAUAUUUG
Messenger RNA from Vespula pensylvanica (western yellowjacket), 616 nucleotides. RefSeq lists its product as uncharacterized. NCBI's taxonomy places the organism in Eukaryota, Metazoa, Arthropoda, Insecta, Hymenoptera, Vespidae. The annotation marks the transcript as partial. The transcript has 3 exons. The record is from RefSeq and is a predicted model, not a curated record.